UGACUUGACGAAAAGGAUUAUCAGGGUUUUUGUGUUGGAUUAAAAAAUGAAUACCAACAUAAAGAACCGUUUUUUUCCCGAUUUGGAUUCCCAAUUGAGUUUGAAAAGAACAAAUAACGCACAUAUUAAGUCAGACCCGUGUCUCUUCCUUGUCGGUUGUAAUUUCAUUGCGUUUGUGCUGGUGUAUUUACGGUAGAGCCCUCCGCCACACGGAAGAAAAGGUUGAGCUAGCUAGAAACAGGGAGAUGUAAAAUUUUCCAGUGCGUCGGUUCCUUUCGCAAUUUUUAGAACAAUCCUUGCGUGGAAGGACCUUUUUUUUAUUAUAGUUUCCCUCACAUAUUACUUUACAUGAAUUAACAUGGCGACGUGCAUUCCCUUUCAAACCCAGUUAUCCUCAAUAAUGGAGGUUUUGGUUAAAGCAGCAGUGGCAGAGAUAUCCAAACUAGUCGAUGACAAAUGUGCGUUUUUGCAUCUUGAAAUAUCCCGAAAACAAAGCGAGAACGAGAUGCUGAAGAGGAAAUUACAGAUAAUGGAGAACAAGAACUCACAGCUGCAGCGAGGGUUUGAAAACUAUAUGGACCGAGGAACAGAUUUGGGGAGGAACUGCCCGCAUCCCACAGGAGACAUAAAGUUUCCAGAGAUUGAAGAUGCCACUCUUUCGUUCACAAUUAAAGAAGAGAGCCCAGAUGAGACGCUGUGGAUCGGCGAUUCUGCUGGACCGAUUGGUUCUGCUGUACAAUACCCUAAUCCAGAUAACGCUCCAGAGAGCCGGCAGCUUGGAGAGAACCGUCAGUUGAACCUUUCAGAGGUCGGAAGGCAAAAAACUACAGAGUUCGGUGACUUGUAUAACUCUGGUCAGCUUGCGGGAGACAUCAGUGGCCUUCAGUUCACUGUCAAGACGGAGAAGGAGGAGGACCGAUCACGCUUCAGUCAGGAUGGAUGCCAGCACAGCGCUGGGAAGCAGACUCAACUUGCUGCUGAUUUUUCCAUCGAUGACAGAGAGAAUCAGCUCUGGUCAUCUAUAAUUGAAGGUAAUGACAUUGAUGCUGGCUUUCCUGACUUUUCUAGCGUGGUAGAGGAGUAUUCCAACACAUUCCCAGACCCCUCUGAUGCCCACGUGGUUUCUAACACCACCAAGCCGGCGAGUGUCCAGCAGUUGUCCUCUCAGAGGCAGUGUAACGGGAUCUACAGCAGUGACUAUCAGAAGGAUGUUCCACAGUCGUCCGGCUUCCAACCCAGACCUCAGGGUAGCCUGUCGCAGCAAGACAGGCAGAAAGAACAAAUUUACACGCAGAGAAACCCCUCACAUGUUGCACAUCCGAGACAGCCAGAUGAACACCCUGAGACGGAGGCUGCAGCCGGAGAUAGGCCUCCCUCGCACCACGCUUUCACACCAGGAAGCUUCCCCGCUCACACCCCACCCCACAAACCUCUCUCCGGCAUGGCGCGGGGCUACGUCUGCUCGCAUUGCGGAAAGACGUUCGGCCGUCUGCACCAGUUCAAGCUGCACCAGCAAAGCCACAAGAGAAAGCGGGCGUUCUGGUGCUCGGUGUGCGGAAAGAACUUCCAGUGUUCGUCCCACCUCAGCAUACACCACCGGACACACACGGGCGAGAAGCCGUACGGCUGCGGACAGUGCGGGAAGAGGUUCACGCAGCAGAGCAGUCUGAGGGUCCACCAGCGCACACACAGCGGGGAGCGGCCCUACAGCUGCUCACUGUGCGGGAAAACCUUCAUCCUGAUGCACCAUUUGAAGCGGCACCGAAUAAUUCACACAUACAGCUGAGGCGGAGAUGUCUAGAAGGAUGUUGCUCAGGUGAAAAGACACGAAUGACCCUAAAAGCCAAAUCAAAAAGCCAGUGAGUGGCAGCUGUUUUGGUUGGGAUUUGUAACCUUGUGGCGUAGCUCACGGACUUUGUACAUUAAUGCAUAUUUUCCUAUGCAAAAUCCAUCCCCUUUUAAGAUGUUUGCUUCUUUUUUAAAUACUUGUCUUAUACUUAUACUAACUUAAAACUGAAUUGCACCCUCAAACAGAAUCCACACAAGUCAGUAUUUUGAAGACACAGCCAAAGCUAGAGAUCCAAAACACCAAAAUGUGGAGUCAUUAAAAACAGAUCCUGCAGAUUUCCUCUCACAGUUACCUGGAGACUGAUCUUCACUCACAGACAGUUUGUUUUAGCUCCUCAUCCGGAAAUAUGCCUUACUUCAUCUCAGCACUGAAACUGUAGAAGCACAAGAUGCUCAUUAUCCCCAGAAACUCCCCCCUUUACAGUCACAAGAGGGCUUUCCAUUCAGAGCCAGUGGAGCACCUCUCAGGUUUAUGUUUUGAUGUCAACAUUGUUAACAAAAAACCUGCCUGACUAUUGUUCUGAGCUGAAUUAUUCCAUCAAACAUAUCCCCUAAAUCUGUUUGCCCUUUGUUAUGAUUUAUUAAAGGAUAAUUAAAAUCA
This is a messenger RNA of Micropterus dolomieu (smallmouth bass), 2449 nucleotides long. Its product is annotated as zinc finger protein 619-like. The record is from RefSeq and is a predicted model, not a curated record. The coding region runs from base 359 to 1786 and encodes 475 amino acids. Gene Ontology annotation, molecular function: RNA polymerase II cis-regulatory region sequence-specific DNA binding; DNA-binding transcription factor activity. The transcript has 4 exons. Gene Ontology annotation, biological process: regulation of transcription by RNA polymerase II. Lineage: Eukaryota; Metazoa; Chordata; Actinopteri; Centrarchiformes; Centrarchidae.